AUGUGUGCUUGGCUGCUUGUUCCACCUGAAUCGCAUGACGCCGCGUUCUGUAGAUUCUUCGAGCCCCUAGAGACACCAAGAUCCAUCCACUCAGAACGCCCAUUUUACGCCAUGCAGGAACCCAACGUUUGGCUUAUCACGGGCACCACUUCGGGCAUAGGUGCUGCCCUCGUGGAACAGUUCGCCGCAAGAGGCGAUAAGGUCAUUGCUACAGGCCGAAAUGCGACUACACGAUUAGCAGACAAGAAGUCGGAUACAAUCAUCCCUUUCGACCUUGAUGUGACCUCCCCGCUCGCCGAUAUCAAAUCCCAGGUGCAAGAAGCUGUCAAAACUUUUGGGCACAUCGACUUCGUUAUCAACAAUGCCGGCUAUUCUCUUUUGUCUUCAAUUGAAGAGGCAGAUGAAGAAUUCGUUCAAAAGAUGUUCGACACUAACCUCUUCGGAGCGAUGAAGGUCGUUCAAGCCGUUCUUCCGCAUUUCCGCGAGAGAAAGUCAGGCAUCUUUGGAUUCAUCGGUGCUGGAUUUGGCUGGUCAUCUUUCCCAUUUAUGGCUCACUAUGGCAUGGCUAAAGGUGCACUCACAAUGUUUGUUGAGGGUCUCCAGAAAGAGACUGCUCAUCUCGGUAUCAAAGCCGUUAUCUUCGAGCCUGGUGGUGUCAACUCUGGCAUGAACGACAAAAAGGAGGAUGAGCCACAGGAAAAGGGGCCUCCUCCUGGGUUCCCAAGUAUCGCGGACUACCAAGGGUUUUAUGGUGAGGCUGUAGGAAGGAUCGCGAUAGAAGUCUUCCCAAACCUCCCAUCAUCCGUUGAAAAACUUCCACCAGUUCUUUGGGAUGUUAUCAAAGGGCAGGGCCUAGCAACUGGAAAGGCAUUCCCGAUUAGAGUUCCCAUUGGGGUGGACUCCGUCGAGGUCAUCAGGCAAAAGUGUCAAGAGCAGCUUCAUCUAUGCGAUGAAUGGGAGAAAGCUGCCUUGAGCACUGCUAGAGAUGGGGUGACUCAAGUCCCGAACGAGUUCAUGAUGAAAAAGCUUUCCAUUCUGAACAUGACAGAUUCCUGA
Messenger RNA from Colletotrichum godetiae, 1056 nucleotides. RefSeq lists its product as uncharacterized. Gene Ontology annotation, molecular function: oxidoreductase activity. Bases 1 to 1056 code for a protein of 351 amino acids. The transcript is spliced from 4 exons. The record is from RefSeq and is a predicted model, not a curated record. Lineage: Eukaryota; Fungi; Ascomycota; Sordariomycetes; Glomerellales; Glomerellaceae.